CCUUAAAUGUUAUUAAUUUUAGCUACGAGUAAUGUAGGCUACAAGUAUUUGUAAAGCUUGAAUUCUUACUAGCAACAAUUUGAACACCUAGUAAACAGCAUCCCCAUAGAAUUUAAUGUCAAAACGUUUCAAACUAAGUUGGGUUGAAGUAAUAAACGUUAAACUGGCUUGCCAUAGCAACACUUUAAGCUGCUGUGUCGUUUCGCGUUUGAUGAAUCCAAUAUUGCAAUCUUCACCUGCAUAAUAAGACAAGACAAGACCUCAAAGCUUGGCCUUUAGAAGUAAGACUGACUGCUUUGUGCUUUUGCUUCACUAAAAACAGUCGUCAAGACUUCACAUAAGCCUCUAUCCUCACAGGAAUGUCGUUUGGAGGGCGGAGACUCGCAACAACAUUACAUUCUGCAUCCAGAAACCGUGAAAUAUGGACACUGCCAUGAGAACAGCCGUGAUCGUUCGAGAUCAUUUAGCACUCUUCCCAACAGGAUCCGAGCACAGCGCGACGGCAGGAACCGGGCUGGACAUGACGGAGAGCUGGAUGUAGUGUUUGUGCUCGGGAUCUGUGGGUCAUACACACGGCUAGAGUUCACGGUGAUCGUUUUGUUUCGAGGGUUGUUCUUAGUUGAGACAUUGUUUUCUGCCUGGCUGUUUUCAGAGGACCGCGAACCAGCUCUCAUAUCUGGAGAUAAAAGAGUUCAGCAUGAGGAAUACCGAGGAGACUGAGGGCUUUGAUGGCGAGGCCUCCAACACCUCGAUGAUUUCAGGAGCCAACAGUCCGUAUCAGCCGACCACCGAGCCCGUGCACUCCAGAAACGUGUUCAGGGACAUCAGGUGUGACCUGGACUACAUCAAAUCACAUUUCGGUAUUUUAAAAGUGAUCGAAGUGGUCCUGGCUCUCAUUUCUUUCAUCUUCAUUGAAACCAUAAUGAUGUGCUCGCCCUGUGCCGGCGUCUACCUCUUUGAGUUCGUCAGCUGCAGUGCCUUCGUUGUCACAGGCGUCUUGCUCCUCAUCUUCGUCCUGAACCUGCACACCAAAGUGCCCCAUAUCAACUGGAGUCUAACAGAUCUUGUCAACACUGCCACCAGCACCUUGUUCUUCUUUCUGGCUUCAGUGGUUUUGGCAGCUCUUAACCAUCAAACUGGAGCAGAGAUCGCAGCUGUGAUCUUCGGGUUCCUGGUGAUGGGUGUGUACGGUCUGAACACAUUUUUGGCAGUGCGGAGAUGGCGUCUCGGGGACUCGCGAGAUGGACCCCUGCAGACCAGCGAGUACAUCCGUGCCCGCACAGUCUCACGGGGGGAGGUGGAGUCACGGCCUGAGCUACAGUAAAGCACACACG
Messenger RNA from Carassius carassius (crucian carp), 1334 nucleotides. It is a transcript of the gene cmtm4, whose product is annotated as CKLF-like MARVEL transmembrane domain containing 4. Gene Ontology annotation, cellular component: membrane. The coding region runs from base 698 to 1324 and encodes 208 amino acids. The record is from RefSeq and is a predicted model, not a curated record. NCBI's taxonomy places the organism in Eukaryota, Metazoa, Chordata, Actinopteri, Cypriniformes, Cyprinidae. The transcript is spliced from 4 exons.